AUGCCCAUUAUUCUUCAGUCUGCCCUUGUUUCCAAUCUCUACUUCCUUUCCCAGCUGCUACACAGAAAGUAUGCCAGAAACUUCAUUGUGGAUCUGUUGGGAAAAUGGAAGGAAUCUGAAUAUGGAGGCGGUCACUCUAUUCCCGUUGGUGGCAUUGCAUACUAUAUAACUGAACCCUCUAGCUUAGCUGAUAUGGCAGCCAAUCCUUUCCAUGCACUGUUCUACCUGGUGUUUAUGCUGUCAGCCUGUGCCUUGUUCUCCAAAACUUGGAUUGAAGUCUCUGGUUCAUCUGCUAGGGAUGUUGCCAAGCAGUUGAAGGAACAACAAAUGGUUAUGCCUGGCCAUCGGGAAUCAAACUUGCAGAAAGAGCUUAACCGAUACAUUCCCACUGCUGCAGCAUUUGGAGGAAUGUGUAUUGGUGCCCUGACAGUAUUGGCAGAUUUUAUGGGGGCAAUUGGUUCAGGAACCGGAAUCUUACUUGUCGUAACAAUCAUCUAUCAGUACUUCGAGACAUUUGAGAAGGAGAGAGCCAGUGAGCUUGGUUUCUUUGGUUUCUAAAUUUAAGUCAUCCUUGUUGGUGACGCAAUCGGGUUAUCCUGCACCAGCAGUUUUGGAGUACUGAGGAAUGAUUGUAUGUCC
Molecule: messenger RNA, 639 nt
Organism: Lathyrus oleraceus (garden pea)
Lineage: Eukaryota; Viridiplantae; Streptophyta; Magnoliopsida; Fabales; Fabaceae
Exons: 1
Coding region: 1-558 (185 amino acids)
Biological process (GO): protein transport
Cellular component (GO): membrane
Source: RefSeq, a predicted model, not a curated record